AUGGGAACUGCCAACAGGGUACUGAGAUACAUUGAAGGCACUUUUGAUUAUGGCAUAGCUUAUGAGAAAGGAAAAGAAGCAAGGCUCAUUGGCUACUAUGGCAGUGAUUGGUCAGGGAGUGAGGAUGACAUGAGAAGUACCUCUGGAUAUGCAUUUAAUCUUGGAUCAAGUGUGUUUUCUUGGGCUUUAGUCAAGCAAAGUAGUGUAGCUUUGUGUAUAGCAGAGGCGGAGUACGUUAAUGCAACAGAAGCCAUUGCACAAGCAAUCUGGUUGCGCUUUGUUCUCUCAGAUUUUGGUGAAGAACAAGUGGGUGCUACUACAAUUCUAUGUGAUAAUACCUCUGCUAUUGCCAUAGCCAAGAAUCCGGUGCAUCAUCAUAAGACAAGGCAUAUAAACAGAAAGUUUCACUUCAUUCGAGAUGCUUUGCAAAAUGGAGAGAUUGAUUUGUUGUAUUGCAAAACUGAAGAACAGACAGCAGACAUCUUUACCAAGGCUCUACCAAGAGAUCGGUUUGAAUACCUGAGAAGAAAGCUUGGAGUAAUCUCAGCUAAACACUUAGAAGGGAGUGUUGAAAUAUAA
Prunus armeniaca (apricot) is the source of this 579-nucleotide messenger RNA. The record is from the annotation of a GenBank genome assembly. Lineage: Eukaryota; Viridiplantae; Streptophyta; Magnoliopsida; Rosales; Rosaceae.